Molecule: messenger RNA, 831 nt
Organism: Vitis vinifera (wine grape)
Lineage: Eukaryota; Viridiplantae; Streptophyta; Magnoliopsida; Vitales; Vitaceae
Product: protein RGF1 INDUCIBLE TRANSCRIPTION FACTOR 1
Exons: 4
Coding region: 54-791 (245 amino acids)
Source: RefSeq, a predicted model, not a curated record
CACUUUCUCAAUAACAACUCAAAGGAGUGACAGUCUUUCUUUCUUGUGUUGAUAUGAUCAUGGGAAUUCAGAAACCAGCAUGGUUGGAAGCCCUCUACACCCAGAAAUUCUUCGUGAGCUGCUCAAUUCAUGAAACUGCAAAGAAGAAUGAGAAGAAUAUCCUUUGUUUGGAUUGUUGCACCAGUAUUUGCCCUCAUUGCUUGCAGUUCCAUCGCUUCCAUAGGCUUGUUCAGGUUCGUCGUUAUGUGUAUCAUGAUGUUGUCAGAUUGGAAGACCUCGAGAAGCUCAUAGACUGCUCCAAUGUUCAGGCCUAUACUAUUAAUAGCGCAAAAGUGGUGUUCAUCAAGAAACGACCUCAGAAUAGGCAGUUUAAAGGGUCUGGAAACUAUUGUACUUCCUGUGACAGGAGCCUCCAAGAACCUUAUAUCCACUGCUCUCUUGGCUGCAAGGUGGACUUUUUGCUGAAACACAACAAGGACCUCUCCCCAUACUUGAGGACAUGCCACUCUCUACAACUCAGUCCAGACUUCUUGGUCCCUCCAGACAUGGGAGAGGAUGAGAUGACCAAUGAGACACCCCACUCGACGAUCGUGGACUGCGAUGAGCCAAUGAGCUCGUCUUCGGGCUCUUCCGGUUCGGAGAACAUGAGCAUGAUGUGCACUGAGAUAGUCCGAAAGAAGCGGAGUGGACUGUAUGUGUGUGGAAGAUCAGCUAGUAAGGUUUCAGAAGAGGACAUGGCUACAAGCAUGAGUAGAAGAAAAGGCAUUCCUCAUAGAUCUCCUAUGUGUUAGCCAAAGAAAAUAAAUUAAUCAAGGAGAACAAAAAUUGAAA